Molecule: messenger RNA, 1958 nt
Organism: Spodoptera frugiperda (fall armyworm)
Lineage: Eukaryota; Metazoa; Arthropoda; Insecta; Lepidoptera; Noctuidae
Product: mitoferrin-1-like
Exons: 4
Coding region: 802-1533 (243 amino acids)
Biological process (GO): iron import into the mitochondrion
Cellular component (GO): mitochondrial membrane
Molecular function (GO): ferrous iron transmembrane transporter activity
Source: RefSeq, a predicted model, not a curated record
UUUAGUAGUGGCUGGUGCGAGGUUUUAUCUGCUCGGCAUGCGAGCGCCGCGCGCCGCCGCCGUCUAGCAAUGAUACAGACUGACACGGGCACUGCGGGCAGUGAAAGUGCCGCCUAGCGCCUGUUCAAUGGUCACUCACACCACCCGCGCCCGCCCGAUAACACGAGAGGUCGCCACGUAACACGUUAUCUCCAUCUUGCUAGUCUCCCGUGAUGUUCCCAACUCAAUCAUCGAUAACUGUUUGUCCUUAUUGAUCUGGUUGACUGUCCUCGUGUAGAAUAUCACAACAAGUGGUACUUAGUUAUUCGUGUCGCGAUCGCGUCCACUGCUCUCUUCUCCACUCUCCACUCUUAAUAGCCAGAUUGGAGCUCGCAGUUUAAAAAGGUGCAUCGCCUCACAAUUACAUAGCAGCAGCCAGCUAUCAGUGUCCUCGGUCGGUACCUACCGCUCGGUUGAACAAACAUACAGUUAGCUUUAAAUUAUAUAAACAGUAAUUAUCAAAUCAUCCAGUUGACGCCACCGAAUACCUAUUUGUUGUAAAUAAAUACUACAUUAAUGAGUACGAGUAAAGAACAACGCCGCACUAUCAUGGCGCAAGAUGGAUCGGCAAACAGGCGUGGUUGAUAACAUGCGUGCUGGCUGCGAUAUGGUAUCACAAUGUUCCACUCGCUGCUUGGAGCGCGUCUGUGCGGGCGCUCCGUGCAGACAGGCGACCACGCACCACGCUCGCGUAUGAUCCAUUCUCAUAAAACGAGUGCUUCGCUACAGUUGUAGCGCAAUGGAAAUUGGCCCAUCCGCGGCAUGUCGGCGGUGGUGAUGGGCGCGGGCCCGGCGCACGCCUGCUUCUUCGCCACGUACGAGUACUGCAAGCACUCGCUGGCGCAGCUCACCAGGCACCGGCACGACCACAUCACACACGGGCUGUCGGGCUGCAUCGCGUCGCUAGUGCACGACGCGGUCUCCAACCCCGCCGAGGUGGUGAAGCAGCGCAUGCAGAUGCUGCACUCCCCGUACCGCGGCGUGUGGGAGUGCGCGCGGCACGUGUACCGCAGCGAGGGCGCGCGCGCCUUCUACCGCUCGUACGGCACGCAGGUGGCCAUGAACGUGCCCUUCCAGGCGCUGCACUUCGCCACGUACGAGGCGUGCCAGGCGCGCCUCAACCCCGCGCGCGCCUACGACCCGCUGGCGCACGCGCUGGCGGGCGCGGCGGGCGGCGCGCUGGCCGCGGCCGCCACCACGCCGCUGGACGUGUGCAAGACCGUGCUCAACACGCAGGAGCGCGCCGCGCGCGCCGACGGGCUGCUGGACGCCGCCGCCACCGUGCUGCGCGCGUCGGGCCCGCGCGGCUUCUUCAAGGGCGUGCAGGCGCGCGUGCUCUACCAGAUGCCGGCCGCCGCCAUCUGCUGGCUCACCUACGAGACCUUCAAGCACGUGCUGGGCGGCGCCGGCGAGGACGCGCCGCCCGCCGCCGCGGCGCCGCCGCUGGCCUGCGCGGCGCUGCGCCUGGCCGCGGCCGACGUGCCGGCGUCGUAGGCGGCGCGUGCCGGCCGCGCCUGUUUCCGUUGUUUUGUAAAUGAUUCGUUACCGCAGUCCACGAUUGCAGCUAGUACUCGCCGCCCGGCGCGGGCCGGCUCGGGUUGACAUCCUCGCGGAUGUAAAAUUGUUGGAGGUGCUAUGUAUAAUGUAUAUUGUGAUGGAGGGAACGGUUUGCCGCUCGACUCGUUGGGACGCGUCAAAUUAUGUUGUUGUUUGUGUAAAUUACUAUUAUAUUAAUUGUAUUUGUUGUAUUUAUGAGUUGUAUAUGUGAGUGAUAAACUCGAUUUAAAUUGAGAGUUAUAAACUACUAUUUGUAUAGUUAACGCGGCGAGCGACUGGCCUCGGUCGCCGCAAGCCGAGCUGUAAAAUUGCAAAAUGAAAAGAAUAUUAUAAACAGUAAGUAAAUAAAGAGUUGGACAAUA